Messenger RNA from Felis catus (domestic cat), 4558 nucleotides. RefSeq names its product FERM domain containing 1 (gene FRMD1). The transcript has 11 exons. The record is from RefSeq and is a predicted model, not a curated record. NCBI's taxonomy places the organism in Eukaryota, Metazoa, Chordata, Mammalia, Carnivora, Felidae. Gene Ontology annotation, cellular component: cytoskeleton; cytoplasmic side of apical plasma membrane. Gene Ontology annotation, biological process: positive regulation of hippo signaling. Bases 325 to 2262 code for a protein of 645 amino acids.
CAGCCUUGCCCGACCCCACCCAGGGGACCCGCCGCCCGGGGCACCAGCCUCUUCUGGGAAGGCUGGGGGGGGGGGGUCCUCAGGGCCACGGGGACACGAGUGUUCUCAUGUGCAUCCAGGUCAUCUGGGCGAGUGCACGCGGCUCUGAGCACACUCACAUGUGUACACACUCAGGCUCGCACACUCACAAGUAUACAAGGCAUGCACACACAUAUACAAACACACACACUCAUACACACUUAAAUACACACCGUGCAUGCUCACAUACUCAGUGCAGACUCACACACAUAUACUCACGUGCACACUCCACGCAUUUGCAUACAUAUGCACACACAUACACACGUGCACACACUCCACACACACACACUCACACAUGUGUACAUGUUUCACAUGUACAUGUACGCACGCACACGUACAUAUACCCGCACAUGUGCACACACUCCAUGUACAUGUGUACACACUCACAAACAUUCACACACAUGCACAGCUCCGUGCACAUGCACACACACAUACUCAUGCAUGGGCACACACACAUAUACUCACACACAUGCACACUAUGCACACUGUAUGCACACGCAUUUACACUCACACACGUGCACACACUCACUUGGCCUUCUCUGGGAGAGAGGGGCGAGCAGAAUCCUGGUCUACUCUUGUUCUUUCCGGAGCAAACAGUGUACAGGACCCCAGGCUAGGUCUGUUCCUCGGAUUCUGCUGUCCGGGAGCCGAUUGUGUCCGGGGUUCUGGAAACACUUGUCCAGGAGCAGAGCCCUGGGUCCAGAAGAAACCCUUCCUGGAGCUCUAAUGGAUGAAAGCCAAGAGUGGGGUGUGCUGGCAGAAGGAGACAACGAGUUCAUGUUCAUGGAUCUGGAGCAGAAGAUCAGCAAGUACUUCCCCAAGGACUGGAAGCAGCAAGUGCACAAAGGUGGGAGGCCCCGAGCGCCCUUCGUGAGCUUCCUCAGGGUGCAGUACUACGUGGAGGACGGCAGGGUCAUAAGGGCCAGAUCUGGCCUCUUACCAAGGCCACCCACGCCUUCCAGCGACAAGACGGCCAGGCACCUGUACUACUGCCACCUGAAGGAGCGUGUGCUGAGGUCCGAGUGCACCUACCGCGAGGAGGCCUACUUCCUGCUGGCCGCCUACGGGCUGCAGGCCGACCUGGGCAACCACCGGGAGCUGGUCCACGUGGGGAGGUACUUCGAACCGGAAGCCUACUUUCCGCAGUGGAUCAUUGCCAAGAGGGGCAGCGCCUACAUCCUCAGGCACGCGCCCGCCGUGCACCGUGAGCAGCGGGGCCUCGACCCCAAGGAGGCAGUGCUGCGCUUCAUCAGGGAGGCCUGCCGGCUCGAGGACGUGCCCGUCCACUUCUUCAGGCUGUACAAGGUCGACAGGGAUAAGAAGGAGGACAGGCCUACCAUCGUCCUGGGACUGACCCUCAAGGGAAUGCAAGUCUAUCAGGAGGCGGACCACGCUCCCAAGCUGCUCUAUGACUUCCCCUGGUCCCACAUCGGGAAGCUGGUGUUUCUGGGGAAAAGGCUGGAGAUCCAGCCGGACGGGCCGCCGUCGGCGCGGAAGCUGGUGUAUUACACGGGCUGCGCCUCGCGCUCCGGCCACCUGCUGCGGCUGUUCAGCGCCACCCACCUGCUGCGGCUCACGCUGCGACCCACCCUGCGGAGGCUGCAGCAGCUGGAGGAGGCGGAAGAGAAGCAGCACUAUCGGGAGUCCUACGUCAGCGACACGCUGGACCUGGACCGAGACCCGGGUGACAAGGGCUCCCCGGGCUCCCCCCGCAGCGGGCGUGGUGGCCGGCAGCUCCCGGAGCACCCGUCCCUCGGCUCGGCUGACAGCAGCAGUAGCCCCCGCUUGCGAGGCAUCGAGGCAGACGCUGGGCCCGCGGAGCCCUGGGGGGUGUCGGUGGACAAGCCCUGGGGCACCGAGGCCGUGUGUGGGGAGGCGCCACCCUGCAGCCCCAGCACCAGCCAGAGGAGCCAUGGCACAGACGGUGGCCGCGGAGGCGGGCGCGAGGGGGAGGCCCAGGACCGGGGAGACGCCUCUUGCAAGGAGCCCUUGGCGGCCGUGCAGGUCGGGCUGAUCAGGACGUGGGGCCGCAGCGAGGAGGCCCUACACCAGAUCCCGGAGGCAGAUCCGCACUGCCACGGCCUGGACCAUGCACCACCGGGACCCUGCAGAGUGAGGUCCUCGAAAUGCCUCUCCCUGGUCCUGUGCAGGGAGGACCAGCUCCCAGAAGAGUUUGUGGUGUAGACACCCAGAGGUGUGGCUCUGCACGUGGGGCUCAUCCACACGGUACGGCUCGUCCACGGGGGGCUCAUCCACACGGCACGGCUUGUCUGCCCGGGGCUCUGUCUACACAGCACGGCCCGUCCACGGGGGGUUCAUCCACACGGCACGGCUCGUCCACGGGGGGCUCAUCCACACAGCACGGCUUGUCCGCCCAGGGCUCCGUGUACACAGCACGGCCCGUCCACGUGGGCUCUGUCUACACAGCACGGAUGCAUCCACGUGGCAGGGCUUGGUCCACAGUCCCUGGCCCCCGCCCUUUUGUGUGCUGGAGGCCCCGCCACCGCCCCGUUGACCGAUACCCUCCUCCUAUGGGUUCACCCGCCAGCUGUAUGGAGAAGCCUGGAGGGAGUAGGAGGACCCACUUCUCGUGCCCUCCACGAUGAGUCCAGACUCCUUCUGUCUUAGUGUCAGGAGGCAGAAGUCAAGGCGUGGCCACCCCGUCUGCAGGUGGCUCGGGGGAGGCCCCCACCCGUCCACUCUGGAAGGAAGAUGUUGGCUGUUCCCGCGUGUGGGAGAGACCCUUCCGGUUCCCUCUGCACGGACCCCCCCACCCAGUGGACGGCCGGACCAGGUGCACAGCCUUCUGGGAGCCUUUGACCCAAGGUCACGGUCACCUGUCACGGCACCGGCCCCAGCUUCCUCUAGACCGCUCUGCCGCCCCUGCUGCUCACGAUCCCGGAGGCCUCUCUGUGAGGUGUGGGCCCAGCUGUCACCCCACGACAGACCUGGCCGGUGGGUGACCCCUGCCCACCCCUCACACGACGCGUUCACCGCAGGGCUCCAAGUCUGGAGUCGCAGCGGCACGUGGACGCCUGGUCCCUGUGGGGCCUACGGAGCCCGAGAGGCGGCUGGGCCAUCCCGAGAAGCCAGGAUGCAGAUUCUGAAUGUUCCUGGCCCUGCCCCCCCAAGACCGAGCUGAGCGUCCCGUCCCUUUCCAGCAGAGGUCACGCAGGUCACUGACCUGCCAUCCCCAGGGGCGGCCGGGGCUCCCACAGCACGGGUCACCUGUUAGGGCUCAGAAGGCGGCGGGUGAGAUAGGGCAGGGUGGAGACUUGACCCAGCCGCCCCCUCGGCCCGGACCCAAGCUCCACGUCUGGGGCUGGAGAGACUUCCGGGCUUCGAGUGGCCUUCCCGAUGGGGCGGAGGUUUACAGGUCAUGCCGUGGCGGGUCCUGGAAAAGUGUGCUUCUGAGGGACAGCACCCUGCCCUCGGGGCUGUGCCAUCGGUGCGUUGAGAGGCCGUGAGCAGGCAGCACGUGACGGCAGGUGCAUGGCCCCGGCCCCAGCCUCAGCGGCCAGCUUGUGGUUGGAGCACCGGGGCAGGAGCAUCGCGCCAGCCUCCACAGGCUGGGAGGACAGACCGGGGUCCUCCCAGGCGGGAGGUUCAAAGGCGGGGUGGCCUCCCGGGGCCGGGGCGCGCUCCCCUCCCCAGGUCCAGGCCCGGCUGCCAGGUGGCCUUCCCACGGCCAGCCGCCACCUGGAUGGAGCGGAGUCGUUGGCGGAGGGGGUGCGCGUCAGCAGGCUGGCGGCCUGUGUCCCCGGAGGAAGGCCGGGCUGGCGCUGCGUCCCGGCCGCCUCCCGACCCCAGGUGGGCCCCUGCCUCCCAUCCAGAGACCUGAGCGGGCGCUGGGAGCAGGUGCAGUGCGAGAGGGGUGGUAACAGGCCCUGAGCCUGACGGGUGUUAGGGUGCGGCUCGUUUUACCCGGGCCCCUCCCGCCUCUGCCCUGCACAGGAUCUGACACCUGCUGUCCCCUUGAUCAGAUGGACUGGCCUGUGUCCGUCUGGUAGUCCCGAGCACUCAGCGGGUGACUGGAAGCCCGCUGCCACAGGGCCCUGUGCCUGUGACAUCACCCAUCUCCCGUGCUCGUGCCCUGAAGGGCACGCCGGCGCGGCCAGCUCAGGCUCAUUUUGGAGACAGAGGGCAGAACUUGAGCCCGUGUGUGUGGGUGCACACGUGUGUGGGGGCACAUGCACAGGUGGGUCCACAUGUACACACAUGUAUGUGCGAGUGUGUCCGUGCACGCACACAUAUGUGCAUGGGUCCACACCUAUGUGUACACGCGUGCAUGCACGCACGGGAACGUGUGCACGUGUGUGGGUCCGUGUGCACAUGUAUGUGCACGUGUGUGGGUCCGUGUGUGCACACACGCAUGCACACGGCAAGUCUGAUGCCUCCCGGGCCGGGCUUCCUGACCCUUUCUGUGAAAGGAAAUCUGGGUGUGUGCACACCGGCACGUGUAAUAAAGGACCUAAAUACA